Coccomyxa subellipsoidea C-169 is the source of this 924-nucleotide messenger RNA. RefSeq names its product ATP synthase-like protein O subunit, mitochondrial precursor. Gene Ontology annotation, molecular function: proton-transporting ATP synthase activity, rotational mechanism. The coding region runs from base 26 to 697 and encodes 223 amino acids. NCBI's taxonomy places the organism in Eukaryota, Viridiplantae, Chlorophyta, Trebouxiophyceae, Coccomyxaceae. The transcript is spliced from 7 exons. Gene Ontology annotation, biological process: proton motive force-driven mitochondrial ATP synthesis. The record is from RefSeq and is a predicted model, not a curated record.
GUGUAUUGAGGCAGCUACGGGCGAGAUGCUCCGCUCGGCUGUGUCUUUGCUGGCUCGGGGCCAGCGUCUCACAGCCAGCGCUGCAGCAAGACAUGCAGGUGUACAGGUCAGAACAUUCGCAGAAGCCCCAGUGCAGGAGCCAACAGUCCCCACUCAUGGAAUCCACGGCCGCUAUGCCUCCGCCCUAUUCCAGGCGGGGUUGAAGCAGGGAGAACUGGACAAGAUCGACAAAGACCUGCGAGAGGUGGAGAAGCUAGCAGAGAGCAACCCCAUGUUUGCACAGUUCCUUCGGGACCCUAGUGUCCCCAAGAAGGAAAAGGUCACUGCCCUGGAGGAAAUUCUUGGCAAAAUUAAAGUCAGCAAAACCACACAAUCGUUCUUUGAGGUUCUGGCUGAGAACAACAGACUCAACGAGGUGCCAAAGAUUGUCACCACAUUUGAGGAGCUUGUGGUGUCAGCUCGAGGUCAAGUGAAGGCCACAAUCACCACAGCGCAGCAACUUGCUGCAAAUGAGCUGGCUGAGAUCAAGAAGGGCCUAGAUGGGUACUUGAAGAAGGGGCAGAGCCUGCUGCUGGAUCAGAAGGUGGAGCCGGCUAUCAUCGGUGGAGUGAUCAUUGACAUCGGAGACAAGCACAUUGACCUGUCCAUUAACACGCGCAUCAAGAAGAUCCAGCAGCUGCUGUUGGAGACUGUCUGAGCUAACCCCUGUGAGUCACUGGUGAAGGGUCAACGAUUGGGCAUGCUUGGCAUCUGAAACCAAAUAGAUGGUGCUUUGCGCGCUCCUUGAAGGGAUCGCCUUCAUGGAUCUGUAUGGCCUCAUGCACAAUGAUUGACUCAGGGCAUGCGAAAUGAGGGCGAGGCACAGUACGCUUGAUCGGCACAGAAAUUUUGCUGGAAUGUAUUGUAACACCUGCUUUCACCAUC